AUGGUGGGGUCAAACUGUGGAGGUGGUGGUGGAGAUGGUGGCGAAGGUGGUGGUAGGUUGUGGGAAGCCCUGGGAUUUUCCGUGGUGGCAUAUUACGGCCACAAAUUUGAAAAGUUGGGACUGAAUUCUCCUCCAAGAUUGAACAAGCACAUUAGAUUCCGCUCUACUUCAUCCACUACUGCUGCAAAUGAUACUGUACAAUGUGGAUCAACCCCACCUCAAAUGGAAGAUACUGAUCCAUUGAUUCAAGAUGUGACAUCUCGAAGAUCAACGUCUCCUUCUCCUCAAGCUGCAAUAGCUCCUCCUAUGCUAACAUGUAUUCAGACUGCUUCUUUUUAUCAAGGGGAAUCCAGUUCCAACUUUCAAACUACUAUGCUCUUUCAAGUCUCUCUAUUGGUGCAGAUUACCCAAUCUCUGGGAGAAAGAUUGACUAUUGUAGAAAAGGAUGUGGCUGAUAUGAAAUUCUUUAUGAUCUUGGCUGAUGAUGAUGAUGAUAAUAUCGUUAUUAAAGUUACUCCCCCAAAUUCUCUAGGUGAUAAUCCUCCACCUCCACCUCCACCUCCACCUCUAUCAUCAAAUCCUCCUCCUAAACAUCUUCCUCCUCCUCCUCCUACAUCUCAUCCUCCUCAUCGCACUCCUUCUCCACUACCUGGCUCCCCUCCCCCAACUGAUGAUGCCAAAUAA
Molecule: messenger RNA, 684 nt
Organism: Lactuca sativa (garden lettuce)
Lineage: Eukaryota; Viridiplantae; Streptophyta; Magnoliopsida; Asterales; Asteraceae
Source: RefSeq, a predicted model, not a curated record